CAGUUGAUGCCCGAGCGGGCAGGCAGCGUCUGGGAUCCUCCGGAGCGCUUGGGACCAACCCACUGACGGACAUCCACUUGUUAGUUGGUCUCUGGCGGUGGGCGAGGGGAGUCGCGUCGCUCUGGCCUACCGGGAUACCUGUUGCUUUCUGCAGCCAAAUCAGAUACCAUUCGAGGAUUUACGGGUACUUUGAGCGGUCAUGAUGGUGUCGUGAAGCGAGUGUGUGACCGUAGUUCCUUUAUUCCCGAGGGAUUACCAAUUUACGAAACAAGUGUUUGUGAAUAAUUUGUGUGCACAGCCUGAAAUACCCCCUUAGUCGAGAGGAAUCUUCGCCCCCAAAAAGGAGAAUGGCAUCAAUGCCCAGACUUGACCAGACAAUGGUUCCUUUCAAUGUAACUAUACGAGGGGUUUAGGUGCAAGAGACGGGAGAGCCGCUAGGGUGAGAGACAUGGCCCUACUGAUGGACGAUAGGCUCCUCCAGCAGCCUUAUGACGGAGGGGCAGGAGGGUCGGGCCCUGUCUGCUGCCUCCAGCAUCCCUCCAACAUCCGCGGCAGGAAGACGAGCGGGAGAUGGAGUCUGUCGCUGGCCAGACUCUGGGUCUGCUGUGUCUGGGUGCUGCUCGCCACCCCCACCAACACCUGCGCUGACUCCAACGGCUGUGAUUUUUACGGAAGUGGUCUGGAGCAGGACGGUCGGGGGGUCCAACCAGUGUACCUGAGCUGCUCCUCGGGAAGAGUGGAGUGGCAGUACCCUCGAGCGGGACUGAGGGUCAUCCUCAAGUCCCCGCACAAAGGACGAGACUUCCAUGCCUGCAUCAAGGGCGAUGCUAAAUUCGAGGGUGCCAGAAUUUACCUGGAGGGCCACCGUUCCCUCCUGCCACUCUUCGCCCUCGACGAUGGUCGUCCUCGAGAGCUGGCGAGAUGCUUUACCAGCUACAAGGGCCAAGCCGCCCUCUACGUCGAGGCCGAGCAGGGCGCCGAUGAUCUCAAGAAGCAAGUGGUGGCGUUCGAGUACGACCUCCAGUCGCUCUCUAAAGGCGCUGUCUACGACCCACUCGAAGAGUGUCGGCCGUGUUCGGAAGAAGAGCUUCUUCAGCUGUACUGUGCAGCUGACUUCGUGGCUCGAGGCUCCAUAGUUGGGGUGACUGAUGACACCACACUCAGUCGCACCAUCAUCACCGUACGGGCCACCAAGCUCUUCCAGCAGACCUCUCCCAUCUUCAGGCACUCGGGGGCCCACAACCCCUCCAAGAAUGCGGAGAAGCAAGAGGAAGAAGAAUUGCUAAGCAACUUCUUGCUGGACGACGAGGGCGGGUACCUUGGUCACGUGGAAGUGCCGCUACAGUGUGGGGCGAGGGGAGGCGAAGGGGAAUUUCUAGUGAUGGGGGUGAUGCGUUUAGGGCACCCCCUUCUGCGGUGUGCCCCGAAGCAUCAGGACUGGGUACGCCUGGCUAUGAGCGCCCACACUAGCGCCCAGUGUCUUCUCGAGACGUGAGACAUCACACUCUGCCCACAGGCAUCACCGCUCCUUAUUCCUACGAACUCAUUCCAUAUUGUCGAGUCAGUAUAAACUAUAAAAGUGAACAAUUUAAGGAAUCUGGAGAGUGUGACUGGGGAACAAGACGGUGUGAAUUAUUUAACAAACUUUCAUAGCAGUAAAGACGCUAUGGCGUGUGAUUUGUAUGUUAAAUAGCCAGUCAUUUUGCUAUUUUUGGAUUGAAAACGAACAACUCGGUACAAUAUUAGACACUAAAAUUUAUUGUCACUGAUUACAUAAAGUAUAACUUUCUAGCCUACUUAGAGCUACAGAGCCAAAAAGGAAAACUAGAUGUCCUAUCACAUCCACAUCUUGUGUUCCAACUUGGCACUACAGAAAUGGUGAAGACUGACCGAUCACAAACACGUCUAUACUCGUAACAGAACAAAAACAUGUUUAAAUCCUGAAAAAAACUAGUGUUCAAACUCUUACAAAUAUAUCGCGAAAGUCCUGAAAAAAUAGAUUCAGUGUGCCUGGGGAGUCUUCCUUGUGUUUAAAGAAAUCAAUAGACAAGUAGUUGAGUGCUAAAGUGAGGUGCCUCCUGGGCGUGUACUCACCUAGGUGAACUCGUCUAGUAGUGUUGUGACACGGUUGUCAGGUGUUGAAUACUUUAGUGAUAACAUUGUUCACCAUCAGAACAGUAAUAUGAUUAAGGUGUUCAAGUUCUCUACUUGUGUUCACCCUACUUUAUAAAUCGUUUUAUUUUUCCUGAAAAAGUGCCUCUAGCCCUCAACAAUCUAUUUUUGAUCUCCAACUCAUUUCGCUCAUUAUAACUAUGUGUACAAAGUUGUUUUCUUGUAAAUUAUAUUUUUAUAAUUUAUCACUAAAAUAGCAACGUUCUAUGCUUGCGAGAUUUGCUGCGUUAAGAACUGGUUUCAAAAAUCUCUGGAGAAAACGGGCGUAAUGAGGAAUUAAAGAGGGCAAACUGAAGUAUGAUGCCCCACAUGAGGCUUUCACGUGGUACAAAUUCCAUUUACAAACACGUGGGAGGCCUUCUCUCGCUGGUGCGGGAGGUGCAAUAAUUCUCGGUGUACAAAGUUGUAGGAAUUAUCUCUUUUUAAGGUGAUUCAGAUCUUGAGGUGCCCAGUUCUGAAGUGUCCAACUCUUGGCGAGCCAAUUCUUGAGGUAGUCCAGUUCCUGAUGUGUCCAGUUCUAACGAUGCCCAAUUCUAUUGAUGUCAAUGUCUACUGACAAUGAAAGUGACUUUACUGUGAAUAUAUUUUAUUACUUUAUUGAAUAUUCUAGAUGAUGCAAUUCUAAUUGGGGUUAAUUUUUAUUGAUUUUUGCUUACCAGACAUACCUGUAACAUACCUGGAGAGGGUCUCUAUAGUUCUUUUCCCCGUGAAAUAAGAUUGGAUUGUCUAAAUUUGAGGUAGAUAUGAUUGUCUAAAGAUGAAAAUUAUAAAUAUAUGUAUACUAUGAAUGUCAUUAACUUUGGAGUUUCCCCAUUAUUUGACCUACAGAUGACCUAAAUUGAACACAAAGUUUCGCCUGUAACCUAAAGUCAAUAUAACAUUUAACUUAUGUUCAACCAUCUUUGUAAAAGUCAUACAAAUAUUGAUCUUAUUCCAUCAAAAAUUAUAAAAAUGUUAUGCAAAUUAUUUAUUUUCGUAGUGAAAAUUUAAGGAAAAAUUGAUUUUAAUUUAAAAAAUUAAAAAUGAUUACCUUAGUAUUGGUGCAUCAAUUGAGGCAAUCCCCCCCCCCCCCCCAGUGGACAAGACACAGAACUGGUCAAUGAUAAGAAGCAAGUUUUCCCGCAUAAAAAUCUUAUUUAUUCUUGUGAUGUAAAUUCGUAACCUGUGUUUUUGCUAAUCUUUUCUGCUGCGUCUCAUAACUGUAUAUUUUCCUUAUUUUCUUCUUCUUGUGUUUUUAUCUAUGAAUCUAAAGGUGCCAAUAGAUUUACCCGUGUCAAUUUUAUGUAUAUAUGUGGUGUAGAGGUAUUACAAAUAUCUAUAAAUGUGUAUAUAUAUACAACAGCUGCAAGGGCAUACUUAUUGAUUGAUCUCAGUACCGUUCCGCUUAACUGCUGUACACAUGCGUUUGUCAUUUGACAGAUGUAUAUAGGCACAGCUCGUCACUUGACGUGUGUGUACACAAGUGCACUCCUCACUUGGCAGAUGUACAGAUACGUUCGUCAAUUGACAGACGUACACAUACGUUCGUCACUUGACAGACGUACACAGAUACGUUCGUCAUUGACAGACGUACACAUACGUUCGUCACUUGACAGACGUACACAGAUACGUUCGUCACUUGACAGACGUACACAGAUACGUUCGUCACUUGACAGACGUACACAGAUACGUUCGUCACUUGACAGACGUACACAGAUACGUUCGUCACUUGACAGACGUACACAGAUACGUUCGUCACUUGACAGACGUACACAGAUACGUUCGUCACUUGACAGACGUACACAGAUACGUUCGUCACUUGACAGACGUACACAGAUACGUUCGUCAAUUGACAGAUGUACACAGAUACGUUCGUCAAUUGACAGAUGUACACAGAUACGUUCGUCAAUUGACAGAUGUACACAGAUACGCUCGUCAAUUGACAGAUGUACACAUACGUUCGUCAAUUGACAGAUGUACACAGAUACGUUCGUCACUUGACAGAUGUACAUAUGUACAUUCAACACAACCACAACUGCUCCAAUAUAAAUUUCCACUCAUUAAGUAUCAAAUCCUGUUGGUUUUCUUACCAUUAUUUCAACCAUUUAAAAAUAAAACUGUUUACCACAAAUCUGACCCCUCAAAGAAAACAUUAUUUUUAGGAUAAACUUUUAUUUUUUUAGAGAGAAAGAAGUACUGAAUGUAAGGAAGGGGGGAUCUUGCCUUUGUCUCCUACACAAUGAAACUAGUCGCGAAUUUAGAAAUUAAUUGAUUAACAAUAUGUGGUCAAGGCCUGAGUGUAUAUAACUAUUGUCACAUUGUUGUUUCAACCGUGAAUUCGUCGUGCCAAAUUAGCUUUUUCCUUCCGUUUUAUUUGUUUUGUUCUUCUGUGUUGUUUUAUCUUCUGUUUUUUUUUUGUUUUCUUUUAAUUUCAUUCUAUUAUUAUUUGUUUUUGUUAUUGAACUGUACUUAUGUAAACAUGUCUUGUCUGUAUAUAUUGUAUGAUGAUUGCAAGUGAAUAUAUUUGAAUUGAUUAAAA
This is a messenger RNA of Procambarus clarkii (red swamp crayfish), 4690 nucleotides long. Its product is annotated as meteorin-like protein. The record is from RefSeq and is a predicted model, not a curated record. NCBI's taxonomy places the organism in Eukaryota, Metazoa, Arthropoda, Malacostraca, Decapoda, Cambaridae. Gene Ontology annotation, molecular function: hormone activity.